AAUGGCCGAAUGACCAUAAGGCAAAUGAAAGCAAGGUUGUAUACAGUUUACUUAAAUUGUGAAACGUGAUUGCAUACAUUUUUAUUUCAAUAGUGUCAAUUAAUUCUUUACAGAAAUGAGUGUUGCACAGAUGCCUGGUGCCCAGAUGGAGAGUGGCCAGAUUAAAGCAUUUCUAUCUACAUAUAACAAACUGGCAGAGCAGUGUUUUGUAGACUGUGUGCAUGAUUUCACCAGUAGAACAGUUACAGGAAAUGAGAAUAACUGUGCUAUGAACUGUACAGAGAAAUUUCUCAAGAUGUCUCAGAGAAUUGGUAUACGGUUUCAGGAAAUACAUGAAAUCAAUCAGUCAGCCCUACUACAAAAAUAGUUGUGGAAUGUAUUACAGCCCUUGACAUUGCUGACUUCUUCUCUCACAAAAAUUAGAAUUUUUUAUCUUAUUAUCAAGGUUGAUUAGUUUUGUGAAGUGAAUGUAUAAUGCAAGAGCUUACAGAGUCAAAAUUAACUAUGUAAUAGAUUAUAAGGUAUGACCUUACACAAUUCUAUAUCAACCUACACUACAGAUAUAACAUCUGUGUCUCACACAAAUUACUAUAUGAAAAUACAUAACAACCUCUGGAUAUUUAAUAAAUGUGGUCAAAGUUUAGCAGAUUUAUUGGAAAAAAGUAAAAUUCUUAUGCAUGUUGCAAGUUUUUUUUAGAAAUAAAUUGAAAAUUUAGAAUUAUACUUCCUCAUUAACAAUCUUUCCUUUCCUUUUAUUCAAAAGUUGGGCUAACAGAUGUUAACUAGCAUAAAUUUGCAUGAUGGAAUAAAUACUAAUUAAUGCUUUAAUCAGCAAAAAAGUGGAAAUUUUAAAAUAAUGCUGCAAAUUACAAUGCAUAAGAAAACAAACAAACAAAUUACAAUGAAAAUUAGAAAUCGCUUUUGCAGAAAAAAGCUGGUAUAAAAUCUCAAAAACCAAACAAAGCAAUGAGUUAAUGCAAAAAUCUGGUCUUCUUAUAGUGAGUUAUUGAAUAAAGCAAUUAGAGUGAGUUCCAUAAUUCUUUUUAUGCAGAUAAGUGAUAAAUGUUACAAUUGUUUGACACAAAUUAAUAAACAACCAAAAAUUUUAUAUUUCUCGUGGUUUUAACCUGUUAUCAUCAUCUUUAAUGUA
Rhopilema esculentum is the source of this 1150-nucleotide messenger RNA. Its product is annotated as mitochondrial import inner membrane translocase subunit Tim9. Lineage: Eukaryota; Metazoa; Cnidaria; Scyphozoa; Rhizostomeae; Rhizostomatidae. The record is from RefSeq and is a predicted model, not a curated record.